UGGGAAUUUGCUUGCAUCAACGACAGCAAUGGCCACCGCUGAUGUCCAGAACCCGACCGCCGCGCUGACAGAGGAGGCACCUGCUGUGGAGACGCCGGCGCCAGCGGUCGCCGCCGAGGAGGUUGCGAAGACGGAGGAGGCCCCCGCGCCGGUGGAGGUCGAAGCCGAGGUGGCUGCACCCGUCGAGACCAAGGAGGCUGAGCCAGCAGCUACCGAGGUGGAGGAGACCAAGGAGCCAGAGCCAGCAGCCGCGGCCGAGCCGGAGGUCGAGGCGCCCAAGGAGCCAGAGGUAGAGGCACCAGCCGCAGUGGAGGCAGAGACCAAGGAAGCCGAGCCCGAGGCAGUCGCCGAGCCAGAGGCCGCCGCUCCCGCCGUCGCUGAAGAAGCACCGGCGGCGCCGGCACCGGAGGAGGCGCCCGUGGCCGUAGCGGAGGCUGAGGCAGCCGUUGCGGCGGUGACCAGCGAGUGA
Lolium rigidum is the source of this 469-nucleotide messenger RNA. RefSeq names its product skin secretory protein xP2-like. NCBI's taxonomy places the organism in Eukaryota, Viridiplantae, Streptophyta, Magnoliopsida, Poales, Poaceae. The record is from RefSeq and is a predicted model, not a curated record. The transcript has 2 exons. The coding region runs from base 29 to 469 and encodes 146 amino acids.